This is a messenger RNA of Folsomia candida, 1431 nucleotides long. RefSeq lists its product as uncharacterized. NCBI's taxonomy places the organism in Eukaryota, Metazoa, Arthropoda, Collembola, Entomobryomorpha, Isotomidae. The transcript is spliced from 2 exons. The coding region runs from base 65 to 1309 and encodes 414 amino acids. The record is from RefSeq and is a predicted model, not a curated record.
CCACAGACACAUAAAUCCAAGCAUUACAAAUAAUGGUAAAAACGCCCCACUGAACAAAAGUUUGAUGGGCAGCGAGCACUCGCUCUUCCGCGCUGUCCCGCCCCCAUGGGUAACCCCCAUUCUCUUCCUCGUCGCCCUCCUCACCCACCAAAUUUUCAUUCCUUGCGCCACCGUUCACGCCUCGUCGCGGCCCUUGCGACAUCCCACCCAACUUCAACCGAGAUACGUCAUCCCCAAAGAGGGGGGCAUCUCCUACCAAAAGAUUCCGUACUGGGAGGCCCUCUACUUUCUCAAGUAUGGCCUCAUCCCCCCGAAACAGAACCGCUUCAACCAAGCCGAUAUUGGACGGGUGCUCGACUUCAAUGAAAUCAUCAACCAAUCAAUCCACAAUCUGAGAACGACAAGUGACGAAGAUGCGCCGAGAUCCAUUGGUGACGGGCCCACCUACAUUUCCGACGAUGUGUGGAACCUCCUGGAGCGAAAGUUGAUAGGAAGUGGGCUGAUAUUUAAGGAUGGGAGGUGGCAAUACGACAGCAAUGUCAACAAGGAAGGAAAUCAUCACCAGAAGGGAGACGGUGACCCUUCCUACAGCGCUCUCCUGUCUCAACUUGGCCCCCUGGGGGACAACGCGUUCCAAGUUGUUGAUUUGGACCCGUCAAACCUGGAACCGCCACCACCACCAAUUGCGACCAGUACUGGUUAUGUCGUCCCACUUUCUCAUGGACUUGCCCGACCUAAUCUUCCUCUCCAGGUUAGAUUUGGGUUCAACCGGAAACCGAGGAAUGACCCAACACUACCGCAAUUAAACGCAACCUCGACUGAAGAAGUGUCUGACGAUGAUGAUGACGAAGGGAGUAGUAAAAAUACGGAGGACGGACAGAAUAACAAGGACAAAAGAGGAAACCCGUAUAGUCAUAAAAGUCCAAAUUACCUGCAGUUAAAAGAGGGAGGCAUUAAUCAAGGAGAUUAUGACGAGGACAGUUUUGAACCACCAGGAACUUUUGGCUACAUUUCCACCCACCAAGCUUCAAGAAAAGACCGGACCAAAGAACCUUUACACAUUCUGCGAAAAUUUUUGCUCGACCACGACCCAAAAUUUUUUGCGCCUGGUAUUGUCGCCAACGAGUCUGCUAAGCAUUCUUCAAAUGGUCACAACGACAACGCUUCCGGUUUCAGGAGCAAAGUUUUUCUCACAAAUCUCGUCUCGCGAUCUGGUCCUCCCGAUGACAGAGGGUCGCAAACUGGGACGGGGGGAGUUAGCAGGGGCGUAAAGAUUGACCAGACAAAGUUCCAAACGCAGGGCUGGUAAUUUACCCCCUAAAUUUCACUUUCUAUUCCACAGGCACUGUUUGCACAUAAUUAUGUAUAUCACCUUCGGCAAUAGAUGUUCUUAUAAUUCUUGAUGUUUGAUGUGAAGCAAUUAAAAGAGUU